Messenger RNA from Suillus clintonianus, 2240 nucleotides. RefSeq lists its product as uncharacterized. Lineage: Eukaryota; Fungi; Basidiomycota; Agaricomycetes; Boletales; Suillaceae. The record is from RefSeq and is a predicted model, not a curated record. The coding region runs from base 370 to 1965 and encodes 531 amino acids. The transcript is spliced from 2 exons.
ACCAAUCUAUGGUUUUGUAUCCACCAUUGGAGUACGUUCUUCACAUUCUGGCAUGUUGUUGGCUGACCUUUUAAUGUCCAUCGCUCGCAGCACGCCACGCCUGACUCACACCAUCCUCUUCGGACCACUUGCAGUCUCCCUUGUCGACACAGACCGUCCUCCUUAGAGCUGGUCAAAGUCUUUUUGCCUUCACAGAUCUCUAUCUUCUUCAUUCCUACCAGCUAAUGGGAUAAAUUCACCCUGAUCCUUGGAACCAGACUGUCUGCUCUGGAACCACAAUAACCUCUGCACAAAGAACCAAGGUCAGACACGAAAGAGCAGUUCACGUUACAUAUUAUUUUUACAUACCCUACCGUUACACUACCGGCAAUGAUCUCAUUCAAGCACCCAAAUCUUUUCCGCCCAAGCAGUCGUCCCACUUCACCAAAUCCCUCCUCCCGGCCUGAAUCUGCCAUGGUUGCGGAGAGGACAUCCCGACCUCUCAACAAGCUCUCUUUCAGUGGCUUCAAACGAUCGUCCUCUUCUAUGUCUGUCUCCUCCCCCCUUCCAACUCUGCUUGUACAAGACGGGUCUUACCUACAGGCCCUCAGUCUUAAGCUUAGCGAGGCGGUCUCGAAGGCACUGGUGCAGCCGACCGGUCCAGUGCCUGUUGGCGAGUUGGUUGGAGGCAGACGUCCAAUUCCUGUAGGUCGUGGGCAAGCGCUCGGACUUCUAAUUGCCUCUGAGCUCAAGGCAUGUCAAAGCAAUCCCCAUUUGCACAAGGCUAUCAUUCGUUCACUUCACAGGCCACUGUCUGUCCUACUCAGCAAUCUCUCAGCACUCCUUCUUCCCCUCCUUUCCUCGCCAGCAUUUCUUGCCCCGCCUGCUCCUACUGUACAGGCCCCCAAUCCCAAUGCAACUCAGCUCCACGCACUCGCAGCUGCUGGCUUUGCAGGAGAGCUUCUCGAAAGUUUCGAUGAAAUGGGUCUGGGCUUGGACAAUGAUGCAAGAGGAGACGGUUUGAAGUCGAUUCGCGAAGGCCUUGUUUCCCUCAUGGGACGCGUUGUGAACCCACUCGUGGCGGGCAUCAAGUCUGAACUGAUGCCUCUCCUGGAGUCUCUGGAGAUUGCUGUUGCUGUAACUGUGCCUAAGACAGGUACCAAAGCUAUUCUUCACCCAUCUAUCGUAUCAUUACAGACACUUAUGCCAGUGUACGCACGUGCAUUGGCACGGUACACGACAACCCUUCCUUCCCAGACGACCUUGGCGACUUUCUUGAUCUCCAUCAUUUGGAGAGCGCUCGUGUCUCUAGCUAAUCGUCCCCAGGUGGCGGCUUCGCCGCCGACUUCACCGCCGGGUUCGCCACAGCUCACACCCUCAAACAAGAGGCAGCGCGCUGCUUAUGGUAUUUCUUCACCGACGACUCCUCCCCCUACACGGUUUACUCUUAAGCUGCCGCCUUCACGACCAUCGUCUCCUCCCGGCAUCUCGGUUAUUCCUUCAGCGGCUGCUGACGCACGUGCGCUCCACGAGCUCAUGGUUCUCCUUCCACGUCCUCCUGCACAUUGUGAUGCGACACGUGUGGCUCGCGAAGCUGUUGAUGAAGCGCUUUCUGACUUAACGGCUCUGGCCACACUGCUUGAAAGCAUAGACAACCCGUUGUUCAAGGUCGGCAAGUCAAAUGAGGCAAUCCUGGAGGAGAUCGAGAAGAUCACUGCCAAUUUGCCAACCCUCAUCGCGUUGCCUGUGCUCCUACGGGGUUACUCCAAGGUCACAAUUGAGUCGCCAUCCAUUCCGCCAAUAUCCUCUAUCAUCAAUGUUUCAGAGGAUGAAUAUAGAAAGAGCUGCCUAUCAGGCUUUGGGCGAGCCGAACAAUGUAGCAGCAUCAUCGGUCAUAGCGUGCUUGACUUCAUGUGUGUCCAAAGUGGCUUACAGAGCCUUGUUGCGCAGUGGCUAGCUAACCGAGUUGAUGCCGUUGACCAUUGACUGCAUGGACCCAAUGAUCUCCAUAGGUACACCUACUUCAUAUCUUGUGAGUUAGUAUCCGUCCUUAUGUAUCGAUCCAUCACAUCGCCUUUGGGUUAUUCUUAUAUAGAGUGGUUAUCUAGAUUGUUCCAUUUUGUUCAAUUCUACGUUCGUCAGUGCGGCCUCCCUCUAAUCUAUAUGAUUCUUGUGGUUAUGACAAGUUCACGAUCUCUACGCUUUAUGACGUCCUACUUGAGAAGCUUCAGCAGCGAGACCGCAAAUCUUUCAUUUUCGAC